Daldinia childiae is the source of this 1827-nucleotide messenger RNA. Its product is annotated as WD repeat-containing protein slp1. Gene Ontology annotation, biological process: positive regulation of anaphase-promoting complex-dependent catabolic process; anaphase-promoting complex-dependent catabolic process; positive regulation of ubiquitin protein ligase activity. The transcript is spliced from 2 exons. Gene Ontology annotation, cellular component: anaphase-promoting complex. Lineage: Eukaryota; Fungi; Ascomycota; Sordariomycetes; Xylariales; Hypoxylaceae. Gene Ontology annotation, molecular function: anaphase-promoting complex binding; protein binding; ubiquitin ligase activator activity. The record is from RefSeq and is a predicted model, not a curated record. Bases 1 to 1827 code for a protein of 608 amino acids.
AUGGCAUCUGUUGCAGUAUCAACUCCCUUAAAGUCCCACAAGGGACUUUUCUCCUCUCGUACCGCUGGCGGACGGAUGCCCCUCACACCAUCCCCUCGUCAACGUACCACAACUGUCAAUGUUCCCAUCAACGUGAACUCAUCCCCUUUCACGCCCGACAAGAAGUCUUCUAGCCGCGAUACAUCCCGCCCAGCCAGCAAGUCAGUGUAUGGAGGAAACCUAUCGGCACACCUUGCCAAGACAACCUCAAGAUCGUCUCACCGCAAUUCACCCAAGUCUAACCUUGCCCGCGGUGUUUCCACCCCCCGCAAGGCUCUUGAGCUUGGUGUAUCCGACUUUACCCUUGUUGGUACAGGACAAACCAAGACAUCUUCUAGCCCAAAGCCCAAGAAGACGGCAGCGCCUUCAAGAUCAAAGUCCAACAAGACCACCAUUUCUUACGCUGCGGAUCGCUUCAUUCCUAACCGAAGCAACAGCUCUGCUAUUGCUAAUGCUGGAUCUGGAAAGCUUGAUUCUCAGGAGAAGAAGAAGCAGCGAUCAAGGGCCAACAGUGGUGAAGCCUCUGCUGUUCUAUCUUCCGCUACCGAUGAUGCUAUCGCCGCGCUUGAAAGUCUUAACAUUGAUGACGACGAAGCCGCCAGCUACUCUCGUCCGUCGCCUAACACAGUAGCGUAUCAAGAUUCUCUUGCAAAUGCUUGUGGUGUUAACCUGAACACUCGCAUUCUCCAAUUCAAGCCUGCCCCACCGGAGUCUUCUAAGCCUAUCGAUCUUCGUCAGCAGUACAACCGACCGCUUAAGUCAGCUAAUGCUAGUUCUGCUCAGUUCCGACGCCGCAUUGCGACUGCCCCUGAACGAGUCCUAGAUGCCCCAGGCUUGAUUGACGACUACUACUUGAACCUGCUCGAUUGGAGCUCUGGCAACCAAGUUGCUAUCGGCCUGGAGCGCAGUGUCUACGUCUGGUCAGCCGAUGAAGGCGCAGUGAGCUGCUUGUUAGAGACCAGCGCUGAUACAUAUGUCAGCAGCGUUAAGUGGUCCGGUGAUGGCGCCUACGUCGGUGUUGGUCUUGGGACCGGCGAGGUCCAGAUCUGGGACGUUGCUGAAGGCAUGAAGGUGCGCAGCAUGUUCGGCCAUGACACUCGCGUUGGUGUGAUGGGCUGGAACAAGCACCUUCUCUCUACUGGUGCCCGAAGUGGACUCGUGUACAACCACGAUGUUCGUAUUGCCGAACACAAGGUGGCCGAACUUGUAUCUCACACUUCUGAAGUCUGCGGUCUUGAAUGGCGAUCUGAUGGUGCCCAGCUUGCAACUGGAGGCAACGAUAACCUUGUCUCUAUCUGGGAUGCUCGAUCGCUAGCUGUCCCCAAGUUUACCAAGACGAACCACAAGGCGGCGGUCAAGGCCCUGGCCUGGUGCCCGUGGAACAUGAACCUCCUCGCGACUGGUGGUGGCUCUUACGACCGCCACAUUCACUUCUGGAACACUACUUCUGGCGCCAGAGUGAACAGUAUCGACACUGGUUCCCAAGUCACCAGCCUCCGAUGGAGCACUAGCUACCGUGAGAUUGUCAGCUCGAGCGGAUUCCCUGACAACUCUCUCAGCAUCUGGAGCUACCCUACUCUGGUCCGCAACGUCGAGAUCCCUGCUCACGAGAGCCGAGUUCUCCACAGCUGCCUCAGUCCUGAUGGACAGAUGCUUGCCACCGCAGCUGCCGACGAGAGCUUGAAGUUCUGGAAGGUGUUCGAGAAGAAGGCUGGUGCUACCGCGGGUGUUGGUGCCAGUGGCUCUUCCAGCAAGGCACAGAUGGCCAAGCAGAUGACCAUCCGAUAA